Messenger RNA from Vitis riparia (riverbank grape), 766 nucleotides. RefSeq lists its product as uncharacterized. The transcript is spliced from 6 exons. The record is from RefSeq and is a predicted model, not a curated record. Bases 26 to 766 code for a protein of 246 amino acids. Lineage: Eukaryota; Viridiplantae; Streptophyta; Magnoliopsida; Vitales; Vitaceae.
CACACUUCUACUGGGAGCCGGGAAGAUGUCAGCAGUGGCUCUCCACCUCUCCUUCACCCUCCUCCAUCCACAUUCCACAAAACCCAAUUAUCCGAUUUUCAGGUCUCGUUCUCCUUCAACCAAAAUCACUCUGGGCCUUGUGGUUUCCUCUCAUUCUUCAAUUUCAGGAAAUGGACAAGGCGCUUUUGAUCCCGAGCUUAGGCCAGUGCUUGAACUGGCAACUGACUCUGAGUUGUUUGAACUUGAGAGGAUCCUUUUUGGCCCCAGCUACUUCAGUCCUUUGUUAAAAUCAAUAACAAGGAGAGCUGAUGUUGACUAUGCCAUGAUUGAAGAAGACCUUGAAGAGCGAGAAGAUUUUAUUUCUAGUCUCGAGUCGAGAUUCUUAUUCCUUGCAGCUGAUGCUCGGUCUACAUUAAGGGGUUGGAGGCCUUCUUAUAGAAAUGUCCUGCUUGGUGUGCGAAAAAAAUUAAAUGUCCCUUGUUCAAACAAAUUGUCAACUGAAGACCUAGAAGUAGAGAUUUUUCUUCAUCUAUUGCAGGACUACUCAAGAUUCACCUCUUCAGAGGAUGAUGUUCGUUAUAUGGCACGACUACGUAAGGAUAGGGUGAGAGCUCGAAUGUCUGGCAUCCCAUUUGAUUAUCCUAUUCGCCCUUACACUUUCAUUUUGGCCGAUUACUUUGUUAGGGGAUUAGAGAUUCAGCCUCGUAUUGAGGAGAUGGGUGUUGAGGAUAGUACAGUGGAUGAGCUUCAGCAUAUGCUCCAUUAG